Juglans regia (Persian walnut) is the source of this 2621-nucleotide messenger RNA. RefSeq names its product keratin, type II cytoskeletal 3. Lineage: Eukaryota; Viridiplantae; Streptophyta; Magnoliopsida; Fagales; Juglandaceae. The transcript is spliced from 7 exons. Bases 59 to 466 code for a protein of 135 amino acids. The record is from RefSeq and is a predicted model, not a curated record.
GAGAUUCGUAUAAACGAAAAGAAUAGAAGAACCCAGGAAGAGUGUCGAGGAGAAAGGCAUGAAAAAUCAGGGAGGAGAGCUUAAGGGUUUGGCCUGGAAGCUUCCGCAUGUCAACUCGAAGCAACUGGGUAAGCUGGGUCCCGCUUUCGGCCUCGGCGCUGGCUGCGGUUUUGGUUUCGGCAUCGGUCUUCUCGGUGGUGCAGGAUUUGGUCCUGGGAUUCCCGGCUUACAAGUUGGCAUUGGAUUUGGUGCUGGAUGUGGGAUUGGCUUAGGUUUUGGCUAUGGUAUGGGGAGGGGCAUUGCUUUGGAUGAAAACGGGAGAUACUCUAAUGUUGGGCAUCUUUCUCAUGGUUCUAUGAAUUUUCCCUCUCAGGAUGAGAUUGGUGCACUUGUUGAUGAGAUUGUCAUUAAUACCAAGAAACUUAUCCGAGCAACUUCCAGAGAGGUUGACAAGUGGAGAAGAUGAGGUCAAGCUCCUGCUGUAUAAUCAAACGAACCAUGAUGGUUUCUAGAUAGAUUCUGUACACAUGCAUUUCCACAAGGAAAUAUAAAAACCUUUUUCUAUGCAUGCAUAUUAUGUACCCCCUCUUUGAGUUAAUGUGAAAUUAAUUACUUCCCAAUUUGGUUAUCUAGAAAAAAGAGAGUGCUUAUGGUGGACUCUGCUAUACAUAUUAUAGAGAGAAACUCUUGUCCCACCCACACUUGACUGGAAACGCGGUUCCUUGAGGGUGAAAGAUCCUCAAAAGCUGUUUCUAGAUCUUUAAAACCCAAAUGAGUAUUGAUAUUUAAGAUGCAAAACACAAUUCGGACGAAACGUAUUUCUCUCUGGGUGAUGGCACUCAUUUUGUUCGGAAUCAGAUGAGCUGCAGUGCAUAGAACUUAAACAUAUCACAUAUGCGAUGUGGACUGUUGGUGCCGAUUCUAGGGGAAGCAAAGUUUAAAGGGGAAGAUGCAUCAGAGGCACCGUGGUGAACCGUGAAAAGGAUAUAUGGUGGGAGGUGGGUGCAAAAGCACAUGCUAGCUCCAAUUUGCCCAGCAAAGAAAGGAAAAAUCGGUGUGAAAAAUUAAAAGGGGUUACACUCACAACCUCAAGAAAAACAAAAGUCACCCCGUUAUGUACGAUUAGCAGCUGUGGACGAGAGCAAAUUUCCACGGAACAUUGGAUGGGACAUGUUAUCCAAAUCGAUGCAAUCUACAAGUUCAGGAUCAGGAGCAUUCCACGUCAUCACAAUCGUCUGCCAUAUUAUCUCAACCCGCCCUAUCAUAUCGCUGCAAUGGAUUGCGCAUUUUCACAAUGCAAAUCAACCAAUCAAAACCCAUGAACACUAAUCCUACAUGGAAUGCCCACGUCCACCAACUCAAGCUUAUAGUAUCUCAUUUCUCGAUCAUUUGCAUUCUCCACUACCACGCCAAUCCUACUUCUAGCUAGCCACAAAAGGUUUCAUUUCCGGCGACCCAGAAAAUGGCUUCUCUGGCUGCAUCCACUGCGGCUGCCUCUCUUGGCGUGUCGGAAAUGCUCGGAAACCCUCUCAACUUCAGCGGUGCCGCCAGGACAUCAGCUCCAACGGCCUCCAGCCCCGCCACAUUUAAGACUGUUGCUCUCUUCUCCAAGAAGAAGGCGGCACCGCCUAAGUCAAAGCCUGCUGCUGUUUCUCCUUCCGACGAGGAGCUCGCCAAGUGGUAUGGUCCUGACAGAAGGAUUUUUUUGCCGGAAGGCCUCUUGGAUCGAUCCGAGAUCCCAGAGUAUUUGACCGGAGAAGUUCCUGGAGAGUAUGACGUUUCUUCCUCUAAAACUUGUCUCUUUCAGAAAUAUAUUGGAUGGUGCUAAGUUUGGCCUUUAAAGUCAUAGAUUGCAAUUUCGUUUGGGUGAAUAAUCUUGCUUAUUCAUUUCGAUGCAGUUAUGGUUACGAUCCUUUUGGGCUUAGCAAGAAUCCAGAGAACUUCAGCAAAUAUCAGGCAUACGAGUUGAUUCACGCCCGUUGGGCCAUGCUUGGAGCUGCUGGAUUCAUUAUCCCAGAGGCCUUCAACAAAUUUGGUGCUAACUGCGGCCCUGAGGCUGUCUGGUUCAAGACAGGAGCACUACUCCUUGAUGGGAACACAUUGAAUUACUUUGGGAAGAACAUCCCCAUCAAUCUUAUUUUUGCUGUCGCUGCUGAGGUUGUUCUCGUUGGUGGUGCAGAAUAUUACAGAAUUAUCAAUGGCUUGGAUUUGGAGGACAAGCUUCACCCAGGUGGUCCUUUUGAUCCAUUGGGGCUUGCAAAGGAUCCGGACCAGGCUGCAAUUCUGAAGGUGAAGGAGAUAAAAAACGGUAGACUUGCAAUGUUUUCCAUGCUGGGUUUCUUUAUUCAAGCUUAUGUCACUGGAGAAGGCCCUGUUGAAAACCUUGCAAAGCAUCUCAGUGAUCCUUUUGGAAACAACUUGCUCACUGUUAUUGCUGGAUCUGCCGAAAGAGCUCCAACCCUGUGAUUUUAAAGUUUCCUCUUGCUCUGCACUCAGCUUAGAUGUGCAUUAAUUGUACAUGCCACUGAGAUAUUCUCAAUGCAUUUAACCUUGAUCCUUGAACUUGAAAGUUGAAUGUCCGGUUGUGUUUCAAUUAAUUUAUACAGACCUAGCGUUGUUCA